Monodelphis domestica (gray short-tailed opossum) is the source of this 4171-nucleotide messenger RNA. The record is from RefSeq and is a predicted model, not a curated record. NCBI's taxonomy places the organism in Eukaryota, Metazoa, Chordata, Mammalia, Didelphimorphia, Didelphidae.
CUCACUGACCAUUUGGCGAUCCAUUGAGAGGAGGGUUUGGAAAAGUGGCUCCUUUGUGACAGCUCUCGCCAGAUUGGGGGGCUGCUCAUUUGCAUCUCAUUAACCAUGCAGGCGGCCGGCGGGAUAUAAGGGCGGCAGGCGCCGGGCGAGAGUCAGAUCCUCAGCGCUUCACACUCGGUGAGAGACCCAGGCAGGCAGAGAGCAAAGAUCACAUACAAGAAGAGACCCGGGGCCAACAAGCAGGCGCAUACAUUUUGCUAUUUAAGACACCGAAACACUCUCUGAUUUUGUGUGUGGUUCUUUUUUUUUUCCUUUUGUUAUUCCUUGGAUUCAUAAAACAAAACAAAACAAAACAAAAACCCCCGAACAGCCCGAAUCUUUGCCGUGGCUAAGGAGAUAAGAGUCGAGUGAUCUCUGACAAAUCGCCGCUGCUGCUGCCGCUGCCGCUGCCGCUGCCGCUGUCGCUGUCGCUUGUCGCUGCCGCCGCUGCUGCUUGACAUCUACCGGCUACAAUCCACAGCGGCCAGAGAACUGUGCGCACACACACCCGCACACAAAACAACAACCAGCAGCCCCUCUCCCUUCUUCCGAAGCCAUCGGGGAUUAUCACCUCGCCUAUAGGGAUUUCCAGAUCGCCGUUUUUUAAUCUUCCUUGUGAAGAAGCCUCUUCGCUGUUCUCUUGGGAAUUAAGCUAAACAUUUGGCGUCUUGCUCUCGCUCUCUCUCUUUCUCUCUCUUUCUCUUUUCUAUUUUUUGGUGGGGAAGAAGUGCAAGGAGAAUACAGAAGAAAAAGAGCCUUAUCUCCCUCGUGGAUUGGAAGAGACAAGAGGAAUUCAGAAUAUUAUAUAUACUAUAUAUACAUAUAUUUUUAAAACAAACUCUCCCCUUCUUUUUUUUCCUCCCCCUUUUUUCCCCAUCCACUAGAGCUGUCAGUCACCGAAAGGGCGUAUCUAAAGCAACCACAACACUCACAGAAAAGAAAGCGAGGAGAGGUUCUUGUAAAAAGAGGAUUCUAACUCUACUAGCCUGGGACACGAGAUUUUUUCUGUCCAGGCUCUAGAAAUAUCCUCCCCCCCUCUUUAAUCCUCUCUAAUCUUAAGGAAAAGAGGGGAGGUGGGGGGGAAGGAAGACUAGAAAAGAGAUAAAAUCAAGUCAGCCCACCAUGGAACGUCAAUCCAUGCUGACCUUUGCAGUCUUCUCCGCGCUGCUUUGCCAGGUUUGGAGUUCCGGGGUGUUUGAGCUGAAGCUUCAGGAGUUUGUCAAUAAGAAGGGGCUCCUGGGGAACCGCAACUGCUGCCGCGGAGGCAGCGGGGGAGGCAGCUCGAGCGCCGCCUCGGGCUCGGGGCUGCUGCAAUGUGAUUGCAAGACUUUCUUCCGUGUGUGCCUAAAACACUACCAGGCCAGUGUAUCCCCGGAGCCCCCUUGCACCUACGGCAGCGCGGUUACUCCGGUGCUAGGGGCCAACUCCUUCAGUGUACCUGACAGCGCCAGCAACGCAGAUCCAGCCUUUAGCAACCCUAUCCGCUUCCCCUUCGGCUUCACCUGGCCAGGCACUUUCUCACUUAUCAUCGAAGCUCUGCACACAGAUUCACCAGAUGAUCUCGCUACAGAAAAUCCUGAUCGCUUGAUCAGCCGGCUGGCCACACAGCGGCACCUGACGGUGGGGGAAGAGUGGUCUCAGGACCUGCACACUAGCAGUCGAACUGACCUCAAGUACUCCUACCGAUUUGUUUGUGAUGAGCACUACUAUGGUGAGGGCUGCUCAGUCUUCUGCAGACCCAGGGAUGAUGCCUUUGGCCACUUCACCUGUGGGGAGCGAGGAGAGAAGGUCUGCAAUCCUGGUUGGAAAGGCCAGUACUGCACUGAACCAAUCUGCUUGCCAGGAUGUGAUGAACAACAUGGAUUCUGUGACAAGCCUGGAGAAUGCAAGUGUAGAGUUGGCUGGCAGGGUCGGUACUGUGAUGAGUGUAUCAGAUACCCAGGGUGCCUCCAUGGGACCUGUCAACAGCCUUGGCAGUGUAAUUGCCAGGAAGGCUGGGGAGGUCUUUUCUGUAACCAGGAUCUUAACUACUGCACCCAUCACAAGCCUUGCAAGAAUGGAGCCACUUGCACCAACACUGGUCAAGGAAGCUAUACUUGCUCUUGUCGUCCAGGAUAUACUGGCGCCAACUGUGAGAUCGAAAUCAACGAAUGUGAUGCUAACCCUUGUAAGAAUGGAGGAAGUUGCACGGAUCUCGAAAACAGUUAUUCCUGUACUUGCCCACCUGGCUUCUAUGGUAAAAACUGUGAGUUGAGUGCCAUGACUUGUGCUGAUGGCCCUUGCUUCAAUGGUGGCCGAUGCACAGAUAACCCUGAUGGAGGAUACACCUGUCACUGCCCAGUGGGUUACUCUGGCUUUAACUGUGAAAAGAAAAUUGAUUACUGCAGCUCCUCACCUUGUUCCAAUGGAGCCCAGUGUGUUGAUCUUGGGAAUUCCUACCUAUGCCAAUGCCAGGCUGGUUUCACUGGGAGACACUGUGACAACAACAUGGACGAUUGCGCUUCCUUCCCCUGUGUGAAUGGGGGUACCUGCCAAGAUGGGGUAAAUGACUACUCUUGCACCUGCCCCCCAGGAUAUACAGGGAAAAACUGCAGUGCCCCUGUCAGUAAAUGCGAACAUGGUCCCUGCCACAAUGGGGCAACCUGCCAUGAGAGAAACCACCGUUACGUGUGUGAGUGUGCCAGGGGCUAUGGAGGACUCAACUGUCAGUUCUUGCUCCCUGAGACUCCCCAAGUGGUUCCAGGCAAAUUCAUGGAAGGCCAGAAUGGGCAAUUCCCUUGGAUUGCUGUCUGUGCUGGCAUCAUCCUUGUCCUCAUGCUACUGUUGGGGUGUGCUGCUGUGGUGGUCUGUGUGCGGCUCAAGCUCCAGAAACGGCAGCCCCCAGCUGACACGUGCCGGGGAGAGACAGAAACCAUGAACAAUCUGGCCAACUGUCAGCGGGAAAAGGACAUUUCAGUUAGCAUCAUUGGAGCAGCUCAAAUCAAGAACACUAACAAGAAAGCAGACUUCCACGGGGAAAACAACUCAGAUAAAAAUGGCUUCAAGACUCGCUAUCCAGCAGUGGAUUAUAAUUUGGUACAUGAUCUCAAGAACGAAGACCCUUCCAGGGAAGAGCACAGUAAGUGCGAAGCCAAAUACGAGACGCAUGAUCCUGGAGUGGAGGACAAGAGCACCACGCCACUCAAAGGUGGUGAAACAUCAGAACGAAAAAGGCCAGAAUCUGUAUACUCCACUUCUAAAGACACAAAGUACCAGUCAGUAUAUGUCAUAUCAGAAGAAAAAGAUGAAUGCAUCAUAGCAACUGAGGUGAGUUCAAGCAGGGUGAAAAGCGCCAUUAACCUUCUGGAGAGCAAUGGGGGUGAGCUCGAAGGAUGAUUCUAUUUACAAAUGACAAUUCUUUUUUUUUUCCCCUCCCUUGGCGGGGCCUCUUUAGGUGUAAAAAUGUCAAAAAUUCCUGUUUCUCUUAAAUAAAUAAAUUCCAAGGAUAUAUGCCCCAACGAAUGCUGCUGAAAGAGGAAAGGGAGAUCCCUUCAUGGACUGCUGCUGAGAAACUAAAUUCAGACUGAGCUGGUUCUCUUCCUGAAAUUAGCAAAAGUGACUGCAAAACGAGCUGGACACCAGGCUGGGUUGGUGUUCAAGGAUACCUGUUGCACUGCCUUUUUAAAGACUUUUCCCGUUGCACUAUGGACAGUUGCUUUUUAAAAAAAUAUAUAUUUAAAUGAAUGGACUUAAUUACUACAUAAGAAGCAUGCACUGCCUGAAGUGUAUAUUUUGGAUUCUUAUGAGCCAGUCUUUUCUUGAAUUAGAAACACAAACACUGCCUUUAUUGUCCUUUUUGAUACUAAAAUGUGUUUUUCUAGGUGGAAAAAAUGUGUGUUAUUUUUUUGGAUUUGUAAAAAUAUUUUCAUGAUAUCUGUAAAGCUUGAGUAUUUUGUGAUGUUCAUUUUUUAUAAUUUAAAUUUUUUGGUAAAUAUGUACAAAGGCACUUCGGGUCUAUGUGACUAUAUUUUUUUGUAUAUAAAUGUAUUUAUGGAAUAUUGUGCAAAUGUUAUUUGAGGUUUUUUUUACUGUUUUGUUAAUGAAGAAAUUCAUUUUUAAAAUAUUUUUCCAAAAUAAAUAUUAUGAAUGAUAA